Molecule: messenger RNA, 2117 nt
Organism: Labeo rohita (rohu)
Lineage: Eukaryota; Metazoa; Chordata; Actinopteri; Cypriniformes; Cyprinidae
Gene: mob1bb
Product: MOB kinase activator 1Bb
Exons: 6
Coding region: 121-771 (216 amino acids)
Biological process (GO): positive regulation of protein phosphorylation; hippo signaling
Cellular component (GO): nucleus; cytoplasm
Molecular function (GO): protein kinase activator activity
Source: RefSeq, a predicted model, not a curated record
UCACAAUAGAGAAUCCACAGCGGCUGUGGGAAGUUUGUUGCCAGGUGUCUCUGCACUACACGAAGCAGAAGCUCCGACCGGGAUCAGCAGCAGAACUCCGAACCGGCCAGACAGAAGAAGAUGAGCUUCUUAUUCGGAAAUCGUUCGUCUAAGACGUUUAAGCCGAAGAAGAAUAUUCCAGAAGGCUCUCAUCAGUAUGAGCUGCUCAAACACGCCGAAGCCACACUGGGCAGUGGGAACCUGCGUAUGGCCGUCAUGCUUCCUGACGGAGAAGAUCUGAACGAAUGGGUGGCCGUCAACACGGUGGAUUUCUUUAACCAGAUUAACAUGCUGUACGGCACCAUCACGGAUUUCUGCUCUGAGGACAGCUGUCCGGUCAUGUCUGCGGGACCAAAAUACGAGUAUCAUUGGGCAGAUGGGACCAACAUUAAGAAGCCUAUUAAAUGCUCGGCUCCCAAGUACAUUGAUUAUCUGAUGACGUGGGUUCAAGAUCAGCUGGAUGAGGAGACCCUGUUUCCUUCUAAAAUAGGUGUUCCCUUCCCCAAGAACUUCAUGUCUGUGGCCAAAACCAUCCUGAAACGUUUGUUCAGAGUUUAUGCUCAUAUAUAUCAUCAACACUUUGACGCCGUUAUGCAGCUUCAAGAGGAAGCUCACCUCAACACGUCUUUCAAACACUUCAUCUUCUUUGUACAGGAGUUUAACUUGAUUGAUCGUAAGGAGCUGGCGCCUCUUCAAGAGCUCAUUGAGAAACUCACUACAAAAGACAGAUAAACUGAGACGAGGAGAGGAAAAGAAGCUAGCAAUGAAGAAAAACAGUGAUCCUGCUCUCUCUUCUGACUCUCCUUCUAUCUUUUGCUUUGUACAGAUAAUUUUAACCCCGCAGCACUACUAGACAAACCAUAGUGAAGUGAAGGAACGGCACAAUACUAAUAUUUCUAAAAGGAUCAUACUGAUUUUUGCUAUUUGAUGACAACAUAAUGGCAGAAUAACACGGUUGCAUAUGAUUUUAAGCCCUUCACGUUAUUGGUUUAGUUUGGUGACUGAUAGGAAGGGGUUUUAACCUAUGAGAACUGAGCUUAGUACAAACUACAGUGAUUCAGUGCUGUAGCAUUGAUUAGGAGAUUCGCUUUCUUUGACUAGUGUGAAUGUUAAAGGCUGUUUGAUUCUUCAGUGCUGUAAUGCUGACAGCAGCAAGAUGGAGUUAAAUAGCUUAAGUCGAUUUUCCUAUGCAAUAAUGAUCUUGUUGUUUGUCCUCACUGGUGUUAUUGGACAGAACUGUUGUUUCAAGUUCAUAUCAGAGCUUGUUUCGUAAGUAUACAUUUCGUAUUUAAUAUCGGUCACUAUGAAGGUUUAUUUUAGACAGGUUUCGAAUACUGACAUGUGAAUUUUGCAUGCUGGAGGACCCACAUGGCUGAUGGGAAGUGUUGGCCUUGACUUUAUAUCUUAUGCUGUGUGUCAACACAUGCAUAACAUGUAUGACAGCAGCACAGUCUCUGAUAAGAUAUUUGUUUUGCACAAGCCAUGGCUGUUUCAGUUUUCUUUGUUUUCGUAAAGCAUUGAAUUUGUGCAACUGGGUUGCCAAACAUUUCUUAAAUAUUUAAAUCAUGGCGCCCAUUUGAAAUAUACUUAUUCGUACGGUCAAUAUUCAGCACGUUGAUGAGUUACGCUUUACGGUUAUGGUUAGAAAUAUUCAGCAUUCGGUUCUGAUGACUGUGGGUUUUUCUUCUCUACCUCCAUUUUAACCUUUUUCCAUCUCUUUUCUUCUAUUAACACUUUUAUAGUUGUUUAAAAUGCUUAGAUUUAUGUUUGGAUGUUUUGAAGUUAUAUUGUUUCAUGAAUGUAAUAGUUUUACUUCUAAUGGUUUGGGCUAUGCCAUAGUGUAAAAGUGCCAACCGCUAAUUAAUAUCGGACAGAUAUGAAGUAUUUAUAGAGCAUUUUUGUCACUAAAAUGAGAAUAUAUUUUCCCUGAACUGUAAUAUAAUUAGGGUAGGUUAGAUGUGUAAAUACAUGCAUACGAUUUCCUAAUAUUGUUCUAGUUUACAUGAAUAAAACAAUAUCACUGACUGAUGUUAUUUUUGCUGUACAUAGAGCAAAAUAAAACCCUCCUCUUAACAUUU